AUGAGCCAGCACGCUCCCACCUUCCCGGCCGCCGACGAUGUAGACGUCGACGAUGUCAUGUCUGAGGAAAGCCCCUCUCACCAGGCGAGUCCAGCCAAGGGCGCUCCGGCCACAGGACCGGGGUCCGGCAAGGGCAAAGGCCGAGGCCGCUAUCCUCGCACCAAGACCAAGGCCCCCAAGCCUCCGCCACCGCCCAAGCCCACAUUGGGCCGAGGACGCCGCCACAAAGCCUAUGAUUCUUACAAGGCCCAGGCCGCUCACGAACGCUGCCAGGAGCUCAAGGCCGCAUAUUCCGUCCUCUUCAAGCUCGUCAAGCCCAUUGUCCAGGAGAUCGCAGACUGCUCCAUCGCCGAAAUACUCGAGGACCCAGCCACCAUUGAGAGGGUCCCCGAGUUCACCACCAUCCGGAAGUUCCUCAGCGACCGCUUCCAGGACUGCCUAGUCAUAAACCACAAGGAGCUGGUCUAUGGCCUCAACAUGGCCGAGCACGUCUAUGAGGGAGAGAAAUCUGUGGCCCACGAUUCGCAUAUGCGCAUGGUUGCAGAGCUAUGCGAAGAGCGCUAUGGGCAGCUACUGAUUCAGGUCGACCUCCUCGAGCAUCUAUACGACAACAAGCUGCCUGUCGAUCUCCGAGAGCGGCCUCAAGAUGCCGGGUAUAUCCGCAAGGAUAUCACACAAGAGCAGGCCGACUCGCAGUCUCAGUACAUUGAGAUGCGCGGCGGCGUCGAAGUGCCAUUCCCUGGCACGCUUCUGAGCGAGCUGAUGAGCAAGGCGUGGCAACUGGCCCCCGAGAAGGCGACGCCCAAGCGGAAGGCCGAGGGCCAGCCAGAGGGCCAGCCAAACUCCAAGCUGGCCGCUGCCGCCGCCAAGGACGACGACGCGGCCCCCGAGCUGCCGCGGCACUCGGGCGGUCUGUUGGCAGCCGUUGAGGCUCUCGAGGACGGAGCCGCCACUCCUGGCGAGAGUGGCUCGCCGGCUCCUGAGCCGGCCGAGGACCCGGCGCCCGAGAAUGCCGACCAGCCCCAGGGCAGCGGGGAGGCAACUCCCAAGGACGGUCAGGAGAUCCCAAUUCCUCGUGGCGCGACGGGUGCGGACGAAUACGGUGUCCGCAUCAUUUCGAAGCGGUCCUCGCGGUUGGACAUACCAAAUAACCGCAUAAUGGUGCCCAACACGUUCGAGUGGGAAGACCACGAGAUCGGCUUCCGGGACUCGACCAACUGCACCCAGAAAGGUGCGCAAAAGGCCAAGCGGGGCAAGUACAUCGGCAAGCCAAACUCUAACUACAUCUUUCUCGAUCGUCGAGUUGGCACCUGGGACUCGACCAAGGCCGAGGGCGAGCUGGAAGAGGAGCUCGUCAAGAAACACGGCCUGCACCCGAAGUUGGGCUUGUUCUUGCCUACUUCAACUAAUGAGGAAGAGCCGCCAAAGCCAUAUGAGGAUGGGUGGCGGCCCGUCGUCAUGGUCUCCCCCAAUGGGGAGCGCAUCCACGCGUCGCGUACAAUUCCGCUGGCUCGACUGGAUCGAAAGGUGGAGGAGAUAGAGAACAGGGCCAAGAUUCAACGGCUCUUGCAUACCUUUUGCGAGCAAGAUGGCAUCGCAGAAGACGAGAUCGCACCGGACCCGAGCCUCCUGGAAGAGUAUCGGAAAGAAGAGCUGAUUGCUAGGGGCAUCGCCCCUGAUGAGGAAGAGUAUCGGAGGGGAGAACUGGUCGCCAGGGGCGUCGACCCCGACAAGGUACCGGCCAUGAGCGCCAAAUCCUUGCCACGUCAGGGGCCGGUGCUCAUUCCAGACGUCGCUUUGGCCUUCGACGAGUUUGCCGACGAUAUAUUGAGCGCGGCAUCUAUGAUUGAAGCUGAAGAGGGGGCUGCCCGGGCGACCUCGGCCAAGCGGUCGCAGCCAUCUCGACCAUAUGAUGCGAUACGGGACGUGUUUACCGACAGCGGAGCCAGCGCACCGUCUACUGCCCUGCCCCAGGUCCAGCAAGACGUGCCAGCCCAGGUUGAUAUUACUGGGCUGUUAUCGCUUGCAGGGGCUGCCUAUGUUGCCGAGCUUAGCGCUUCCAGCGAGCCGGUUAGAGCCAACGAUUUUCUCCGGACUGCCCUGAAUCCGCAGCCGACAGACUAUUCCCCAUUGCCAGCUCCCCAGGACUUCCCAGGCGACCUUAUGGGUUCGGCACAGGCUCAGGGCUCGGGAGCUGGACGGGCGCCGUUCUCGAACCCGGGCAUGGCCAAGGGGCUUCCGGCAUUGAGGCCGGUGCGAAGUCUCUUGAAUGACACGCCCCCUCUUCCAGAGCCGCACAGCAGCCCAGUACCCCAGCAUCUCAACAUGGUGGUCUCUAACAGUGGCGCAUUCUUUCCUCCCGCACCAAAUCGGCCAUUCCAUAACGCCUUCUCGGUUCAGGAGCAAGCGCAAGGCCACCCUUUGCACCCGAUCAUGCAGCAGCCGCUCAGCACUCCUACCCAGGGCCCACCCUUAUCUGGGAUGCCGUCGGCACAAGCACGACAGAUAAGCCCAUAUCCCAUGUCACCACCGCUAUAUCAUAGCGCCCCUCCUCUCGUUGCACCUACGCCGGUAUUGGCUCCAGCGCCUGCUGCACAGGCCAUGCCGCAGCUCCCCAAUACGCCUGGACAGUCGGCGUCGGCUGCUUCGCCACGUUCACGUCCCGGCAGCUCGUCGGCCUCGUCUUCAAAGUACCGGAAGCUUGAGCCAGCCCCGACGCCACCUCAUCGCCAAGGCUACUUGGGCAACGGCCAGGAGCUGCGGACAGUUCAGUUUGAUUAUCGCGAAGCCAUCAAAGAUUACUCUGCGGUGGAAGCACCGCCUCGCCAUGGUCCGACCCAUAUUCGUGGGUGGACCCAUAACAACCUAAAGAAAUCACGGCCUUCUUCAAAAGGCGACGCCCCUGUCGACGAACCAUCAUAG
Messenger RNA from Lasiosphaeria miniovina, 2922 nucleotides. RefSeq lists its product as uncharacterized. The transcript has 2 exons. The coding region runs from base 1 to 2922 and encodes 973 amino acids. NCBI's taxonomy places the organism in Eukaryota, Fungi, Ascomycota, Sordariomycetes, Sordariales, Lasiosphaeriaceae. The record is from RefSeq and is a predicted model, not a curated record.